Messenger RNA from Dioscorea cayenensis subsp. rotundata (Guinea yam), 1166 nucleotides. RefSeq names its product transcription repressor OFP2-like. The transcript has a single exon. Gene Ontology annotation, biological process: negative regulation of DNA-templated transcription. Bases 329 to 985 code for a protein of 218 amino acids. NCBI's taxonomy places the organism in Eukaryota, Viridiplantae, Streptophyta, Magnoliopsida, Dioscoreales, Dioscoreaceae. The record is from RefSeq and is a predicted model, not a curated record.
AAAGUAGAAAGAGAAAGCGAAAGUCUCGCCGUUAUGCUCCCCUCUUUUUCCCCACUUUUGCAUGCUCACACCCUCUCCCUAUCCCUGAUUCCAUACGACUUCUCUAUUACUACUCUAGAACACUGAACACCCACACCUUUUGUUCACAAGCUCUCUGCAUCCCGCCAAUGCUUUUCCAAUUUCCAGGCCAUUCUCACACAACCACCAAUAUAAAUAUAAAGAUUGGUACCACUUCCCCAUCACCACUCCAACACCACCACCACACAAUUAAAGAAACCAAAAGCCUACAUACCUGGAGACUCUUGGAGGAGGAGGAGGAGAAGAAGCUAUGAACUGGAGAUCUUUCUCUCUUUGGAUCUCCAAGCUGAAGCAAUUCAACCCCAAACCCCACCCUCCCGCCACCCGAUCCGCAUCCGACUACCUCUCCUACACUCCGGAUGCGCUGGAUCGAGCUGCAUUCGCCGAGCCCCGCCGACGCUCGGUCGGCGAAGACGAAAGUGCGCUUGGGCGAACUAGGGUGAAACCUGGCCGCCGUAUGGCUAGAUCGGUCGGAUCGGACUUCGAGUUACCGGAAUUUCGCCGGGAUCUCACGAUCCUCGAUGAAAUUGAGAGAUCCGAGAGCCGGAUGAAGGAAAGACGGGCUGCGCAGCGUCGAGGAAGAGCCCGGCGGAGGGGAAGAGCUAGAAUUAGGGUUUCGUCCCCUCGAGCUGCGAUGGCGGAGGAGAAGAAGAAGGGAUUGGAGAGGUUCGCGGUAGUGAAGCGCUCGUGUGAUCCCCAGAAGGACUUUAAGGAAUCAAUGGUGGAGAUGAUAUUGGAGAAUAAGAUCGGACGGCCAGAAGAGCUGGAGAGGUUGCUGGCUUGUUACUUGGCUUUGAAUUCGGAUGAGCACCACGAUAUGAUCGUGAAGGUGUUUCGCCAGGUUUGGUUCGAGUUGAACCCGGCUCGGUUUGCGUCCGAGUGCCGUUGUUGUCGCCGAGUUGGUUAACUCACUCACUGCUUAGAAGUCCAAAUAUGAUAAUAAUAAUAAUGAUAAUAAUUUUUACUCUUUAGUUAUUGUUGUUAUGGAAAAUUGUUGGAAAUUAUGAACUAAGAGGAGUUCCGCAAACCAAAGAAACAUGCUCUUGCAAAUGAACAUGUUAGUUAAAACAGUAAAAUAAAAUCUAUGU